This is a messenger RNA of Zerene cesonia (dogface butterfly), 773 nucleotides long. RefSeq names its product 7,8-dihydro-8-oxoguanine triphosphatase-like. Gene Ontology annotation, biological process: DNA protection. The record is from RefSeq and is a predicted model, not a curated record. Bases 120 to 620 code for a protein of 166 amino acids. Gene Ontology annotation, molecular function: 8-oxo-7,8-dihydroguanosine triphosphate pyrophosphatase activity. The transcript is spliced from 2 exons. Lineage: Eukaryota; Metazoa; Arthropoda; Insecta; Lepidoptera; Pieridae.
AUUACAAAACUUGAAAAAAUGAAGGAAACCGCAAAAUUAACAAUUUGAAUGUACAUUAUAUAAAGUAUUAUUGAAUAUCAAAAAAAAAUACAUCCUGGUGAUUGUUUAACACAAAAAAAAUGUUGGUGAAGAAAGUUUUCACCUUGGUAUUCCUGAGAAAAGACAAGGAGAUUUUAUUAGGCUUGAAGAAACGAGGUUUUGGUGUAAACAAAUGGAAUGGUUUCGGCGGGAAACUAGAACCGAACGAAUCCAUCCUUGAAGCUGCAUCCCGUGAACUAAAAGAAGAAUGCUGCGUCGAUGUAAAAACUGUUGAUUUGAAGAAUAUAGCUCAUUUGGAAUUUACCUUCGAAGGGGAACCUACAUUAAUGGACGUACGAGUUUUUUCGACAAAUGUUUUUCAAGGAACCCCUCAAGAAACUGACGAAAUGCGCCCGAAAUGGUUUCACUGUGACCAAGUUCCAUUUGACGAAAUGUGGCCCGAUGACCGUAUAUGGUUUCCGUAUAUGUUAAAAGGGAUAUUAUUUUAUGGUAAAUUCCAUUACAAGGGGUUUGAUACUAUAUUAAACCAUCAUAUCGAAGAAUUGGAAUCCAUGGAAUCGUUUUAUGAUAGACAUAAGUAAAACAACUUUUUUGAUACUACUAUUUUUUGUGAUAAUAGAGUUAGAUUUCAUCGUUUAAGUUAUUGCAUACUAUGUAUGUUAAUUGUGAUUAUUUUAUAAUUUUUGUUUUGUUCGAAGGUACUUGACCAUACUAAUAUAAAGAUUUGCAUAGUA